AUGAUGUGCAGCAACGGAGGGAUCGAGCUCGCGCUGACAUCCAUCACAUUCCGUCGGACACUGGCAGAUCGGAAUGCCAUGGAGAUAGCAGUCGAGCAUCUGAGCAUAGCGGUCUCGCUCAGGAAAAUGAGCGAAGAUGGUAGACUGCAAGACCCUAUCCUGCGACUUGAGCGAGUGUGUCCUGCGGCUGUGCAAGGUGAGGAUAUCACGCUGCUGAUCGGUCAGCGCAGCGCGAGCAUGCACAUGGCGAGGGAAGACGCGCAUGACAAGAGGAGUCACAUUGCGCUGCGCAGGCGGAGGAAUGAAGUGCUCAUGAGACAAGUCGACGAGAGCGCGCAAACCAAGUCCAGUAAGGAGGACUGGAUGCGUCACCUCGAGCCGUACCAUGCUCCUGUGCCCAAUGUAGAGAAUGUUUACUCGCAGAAGGAGGAAGUUUCACUCGCAGAAGGUAAAAAGUGCCUCAAGCAGAACAAAGCAGGAACAAGCUAA
This is a messenger RNA of Guillardia theta CCMP2712, 489 nucleotides long. RefSeq lists its product as hypothetical. The record is from RefSeq and is a predicted model, not a curated record. The transcript is spliced from 3 exons. Bases 1 to 489 code for a protein of 162 amino acids. NCBI's taxonomy places the organism in Eukaryota, Cryptophyceae, Pyrenomonadales, Geminigeraceae.